Lytechinus pictus (painted urchin) is the source of this 3921-nucleotide messenger RNA. RefSeq names its product spondin-1-like. Lineage: Eukaryota; Metazoa; Echinodermata; Echinoidea; Temnopleuroida; Toxopneustidae. The coding region runs from base 125 to 1705 and encodes 526 amino acids. The transcript is spliced from 10 exons. Gene Ontology annotation, cellular component: extracellular matrix. Gene Ontology annotation, biological process: cell adhesion. The record is from RefSeq and is a predicted model, not a curated record.
AAUUACAUCCGAUUUAGAUGAACUUUUCAGUGUUAUAUGCUUGUUGGAUUUUUCUUUUUUUAUUCAAAUCAACUUUUUGUUGGGGUGGACUUGUUCUCCUAGUUGAAAGGGAUAAGACCUAACAAUGUUCCAUAUAUAUACACGAGCUGGUGUAAUUCAGAAGAAAACAGUGUGGUUUGCUGAAGAUGGUCGACUCACUUUGCAACUCUGCGAGAGAGAGGUCCCAGAUGGUCCAGCCCCAUCCCCCACCCCUGACCCUCAUCGCUGCUGUGCCCCGCCCCACCAAGAGGUCAAGUAUAGGUUCACCUUUGUCAGCACAUGGACGCCACAGACUCAUCCAAAUCAAUACCCUACUGGUAACGGCAAUCACUGGUCCGACUUGAUUGGUGCCUCUCACAGUUCAGACUACACUAUAUGGGAUUAUGGUCAAUAUGCUUCCAGAGGUAUUAAGAUGGUUGCUGAGUGGGGCAGUCCUUACGCGCUAGAGAGAGAGAUCAAACAGCAGGGAGACGAUGUCAAGACCGUAAUAUUCAGCCGUGGUCUCUUCCCUGCCUACGGUCCUAGACUCCGUAACAUGACGUCGUACUUCAAGACCGAUUCCCAACGCAACCUCGUGUCUGCCGUGUCCAUGAUGGGUCCCAGUCCAGACUGGUGUGUCGGCAUCUCAAAGGAAAACCUGUGUACAGAGGAUUGUGGAUGGGUCGAGAGAAAGGUUUUCCAUCUGCAACCCUGGGAUGCAGGCACAGACAGUGGCAUCAUGUACAAUUCCAGGAAUUCCCCUAUGGAUCCACCCGAUCCCAUCCGUAUUAUCACAAGCUCCGAUCCAAACAACACAAGGGCGCCCUUCUUUCACCCCAAUGGAGAUCCCAUCCCUCCUCUUGCAACAGUCGUCCUUGAAAGAAUAUCAGUUCGUAACCAUAGCAACACAGAAACUGAUGAUACCACUGGUUCACAAGGUGGUGCACAUGGAGGCAUGCCGCCCAAGAAGCCAAUGAUGGGUGGCAAUCCCACAAUGCCGCCUAAGGUCAUGGGAGGUCAUGACCCCACGAUGCCACCAAAGGUCAUGGGAGGUCAUGACCCCACGAUGCCUCCAAAGGUCAUGGGACUGUCUGUUCCAACAAUGCCUCCCAAGGUCAUGGGAAGUCAUGACCCAACAAUGCCUCCAAAGGUCAUGGGAGGUCAUGACCCAACAAUGCCUCCAAAGGUCAUGGGAGGUCAUGAACCCACAAUGCCAUCAAAGGUCAUGGUUCAAGAACCUACAAUGCCUCCAAAGCACAUUGGAGUCACCAUGCCACCGAAGACCAUUGAGAUUAUCCCUGAAGGUACUAAUAUAGAGGUUAUGCCCCCUAACAGAAGAGGUAAGGUGGUAGACUGUAUGAUGUCAGCGUGGGGCGAGUGGUCCGAGUGUUCCAAGAGUUGUGGGAAGGGCAAGAUGCUACGUCAGAGGAUGAUCAAACAAAGACCUCGCAAUGGCGGACAGGAAUGCGGACCAACGAGGGAGAGGCAGUCCUGCAACGUUGCAAGAUGCGUUUCAAAAUCACGCGACUGCCGUAUGAGCGAGUGGGGGCCGUGGUCCGAAUGUUCGGUUUCCUGCGGGAUGGGCGUCGAGUUUCGCAUGAGAGAUGUCGUGAGGAGAGCGAGGGGUGAUGGCGCCCCCUGUGACCCGCUCAAGGAGAUGCGUGCCUGCUCGGCUCUUCCCUGCUGAUGCCUUCUACCAGUAUUUUUUUAUAAUCAGAGACUUUUUCACACAAAACAUAUUUAAACAGUAAAUAAUAACCUUUCUUUUCUGUAGCACCAUUGUAUGGAGUUGCAUACAGAGUAAAAAUAUUUUUAAAAUUACAGUGAGAAUUCGCUCUGAAUUACUUGUAAAUCUGACGGCAAUGUAUGAUACUUUACAUUUAAAAUACAUUACAUUUGUAAUUCAUCUUGUAGCAGGGCAAUUAUGGGAUAUUGUUUGCAAGGGGGCCGUUUUUCCUGCUUAUGAUCUUAUGGAAUUUUCUGCUUUCUUGUAAAUCGUUUUAUUACCAAGGUUGAUUUCAGUUAAAAUCUUCAAGCCUACUUUUUUUCAUCCUGUUCAUCAAGUUCUUUAAUCCAGUAUGAAAAACAGAUUGAAUUGAGUGUGACUAACUUUUGUUCUGAUUGCUAAAAUGUGUCUACUUGUAGCAGAAAAACAACACAAUAGUUUUUUGUACACUUGUGGUUUUAAAACUUGUGAGGGAGCACAAAACUUCACUGCAUGGUUUAAGACAUUGAGUUUUGUUGAAUUUCUUGCCGUUAAGUUUAAUAUUGUGUAUUUACUAUUAAAUUUUGGCAAUAUUAAUAAUCAGAUAUUGAAUUAAAAAUCCCCAUAGCCUUAGGACCAGGACCACCUGGUUCCGAAAAGAAAUGUUUUAACCACUUGUUUGAGAUUUUUUUUUCUUUUUUUGAGAAUUCAACUCCACCAUACCCAACAGACCAAGUGUGUAUUGUAAAAAAUGUAUUAUACAAUUUUUGAUCAACUCGGUCUUUGUACAAUGUAUCUAUGUUUAUAAACUCUAUUUUUAAAUCACGUUUUAUGCACUUCUAUACUCUGUACAUUGUAGUUGAUGAAAUGUAAAUCUCUCUUUUUAUGAAAUCACAUGUGAUUAUUUUAACAUUGAUUGCCAUAUCCCUUCUGAAGAAACAGAAAAGUGUUCUGGAAUUGACUGAACAGGUCUGUGUAUUAAACUGUUUAUAUUAUAAGAGUGUGAUCUUAUUAUAGUUCAAAAUAUUUUUAAUUCGCCUUUCAAGGACAGUGUCCAUAUACUGGGGGUAUUAAAAUAAGCAAACCAAUUUUCCUAUUCUUUUAUGAAAAAUAACUAAAAGAAGUAAUGAUAAAACUUGUAUCACUUAAUAAUUUUUGCAUAAGAACUUCAGAGCUGAAUCGAAAUUCAGAUCAUAAUAACCAAGGAUAAUAACCCAGUUGAGGUCUCCUGACAAUCAAAAUAUUGACUUUGGGUCAGAAGGUCUGAGGUUCUAAUCCCACUAUGUUAUUUAUGUGUAUAUUAUUUGGUAAGACAUAUAUGUACAUUUGCCACUCUCCACCCAAAUGCGACAUGUACUGGUAGGAAGAAAAGCCUUGUAUUAUGUAAGUUUUGUGAAGGGUAGGCAAGUUUAGCUGGUGAGCGUUUCUUAAAAGUAAAAGAAAAUAUUUUUGCGUGCUAUUUUUUGCGGGGGUUAUUUAUUCACUUUGAAAUUCCAACCAAUUGAAGAAAAAAAAUUAAAUCAUGUUAUUUCAUACAAACACUUAAGAGAGGCUUAUAUAUAACUUUUGAAAUGUGAAGUUUUGUUGCCCUAUUAGUAUAGGGCAUCUUCCCUACUAUUUAAUCUUGUCUCCAUUAUGGGACAAGUGGGGGAAAAUGUAGGGCAAACACACCAGGUCCGCGUAACACAAAGAUUAGUGUUUGAUCCCUAAUAUGAAAGAACAAUUCUGAUUGGUUCCUAGUCAGUCUACUAAGCAAACUGCAUGCACUGAUGAUCUUAAUUGGUCAUUUCAUUUAGCGAUUAAUAGCUAACCUUUGUGUUACGGAGCCCAGGGGCCCGUCUUACAAAGAACAAAUCGUAACUCUAUGGAAAUCCAUCAGUGUCAUAAUUUUUUCUACUGUAUUUGCAAAAUGUCCCUUGUAAACAAAGGAGAUCAUACCAAAUUGUCAAGAAAUCAAUAAAUUGAUGGAUAUACAUUCAUAUCUAGGUUUUUUUUGUAACAUGCAUUUUAUAUGUUGACUUUGCUGGCUUUCCAUAGUUGCGAUUGAUCCGAUCGAUCGCAACUCUUUGUAAGACGGGCACCAGAUGUUUGCUUUCAUUGUAAGUAUGAUUAUAAUUGUAUGUUUGAAUUGGGAUAUCAUAUGUCAUCAUUUUUGCCAUGUACAAAUAAAUGUAAAUGUACUUUCUUGCAUUCUUAAA